AAUGACUCCGAUGUUGUUUCUAUUGUGGCUACGUUCAUUGAGGAGAGCCAAUAAUCUGCUCAAAAAUGCCGAGUCAAGAGGUUGUAACUACGAAAGUAGUGGUUCACCCUUUAGUUUUACUAAGUGUGGUGGAUCACUUUAAUCGUAUGGGAAAAAUUGGUAAUCAAAAAAGAGUCGUAGGAGUUUUAUUGGGAUGUUGGAGAGCCAAAGGUGUCCUGGACGUGUCAAACAGUUUUGCAGUGCCCUUUGAUGAGGAUGAUAAAGACAAAACUGUGUGGUUCCUUGAUCAUGAUUACCUAGAAAACAUGUAUGGAAUGUUCAAAAAAGUUAACGCGCGUGAAAAAGUGGUAGGUUGGUAUCAUACCGGGCCCAAAUUACAUCAAAAUGACGUUGCAAUUAAUGAACUCAUUAGGAGAUACUGUCCUAAUUCAGUUUUGGUCAUCAUCGAUGCCAAACCUAAAGAUCUUGGUCUUCCAACAGAAGCAUAUCAAGCCGUUGAAGAAGUUCACGAUGAUGGAUCGCCAACAUCUAAAACUUUUGAACAUAUCCCUAGUGAAAUUGGUGCAGAGGAGGCAGAGGAAGUAGGUGUAGAGCAUUUACUAAGGGAUAUUAAAGAUACCACAGUUGGUACGCUUAGUCAGAGAAUUACGAACCAACUACUCGGUUUGAAAGGUCUACACGAACAAAUUAGAGAAAUUAGAGAUUACUUGCUUCAAGUUGGUAGUGGUAAAUUGCCUAUAAAUCAUCAAAUUGUUUAUCAACUUCAGGACAUUUUUAACCUGCUACCCGAUAUGACGCAAUCCACUUUCGUCGAUUCACUGUACGUGAAAACAAACGAUCAAAUGUUAGUCGUAUAUCUCGCGGCACUUGUUAGAUCUAUAGUGGCUUUACAUAAUUUGAUUAAUAAUAAGUUAACUAACCGUGAUGCGGAGAAAAAGGAAACAGAUAAAAAAGAAACGAAAAAAGAUGAGAAGAAAGAAGAAGAGAAAAAAGAUGAAAAAGAGAAAACAAAAGCUAAAAGUCAGUGAAUAAAGUGAAAUUAAGAUUUUGUGUGAUCGAGACUGUUAAUCUUGCAACAGUUCACAAAACUUAUAAAGUUUGUUUAUACAUGUACAAAUGUAUUUUGUGCUAUCAGAUGGUCCGCAUUUCAAGUUAACACCAAAAAUAAACAUUAAAAUUAUCUCAUU
Messenger RNA from Megachile rotundata (alfalfa leafcutting bee), 1187 nucleotides. RefSeq names its product regulatory particle non-ATPase 8 (gene Rpn8). Gene Ontology annotation, cellular component: proteasome regulatory particle; proteasome complex. Gene Ontology annotation, biological process: proteasome-mediated ubiquitin-dependent protein catabolic process. Gene Ontology annotation, molecular function: metallopeptidase activity; protein binding. The record is from RefSeq and is a predicted model, not a curated record. NCBI's taxonomy places the organism in Eukaryota, Metazoa, Arthropoda, Insecta, Hymenoptera, Megachilidae.